UUCUUCCAAUUGAGACCUUAACCAUUUGAUUUUAUGUGCUAUUUCAAGGUGGCGAAACAGGGCGGCGGCGGCGGCGAUGUGCCGGAGGCGAUCUUCUCAUCCGCCGGGGAGAUAAUCACCAUGGUCUCGGCUUUGACUCAUGUCAUUUCCAGUGGCGCUUCCCCCGGGUACGGCGGCGCUGGUGAUUUAUCUGGGGUUGGUUAUUCCUCUGGUUUUGCUCCACCGGCAACCACGGUGGCGGCAGGUGGUGGUUGUAGGAAAAGAGAGAGGGAAGAAGAUGGAGAAAGUGGAAUAAUGUGGGGAAGGGGAAUCGGAAAUGGCUAUAGCGGUGGCCGGAUUGUGGAUUUUGGAGCUGUACAGAGUUAUUGGGAGCCCUCUGUUUCAAUUUGUGGUGGUUCAAAUUCAAGUAACACCAUCUCCGCCGCCACGGGGACGAGAACGCCGGCAGCAAUUUCCGGCGAAGAAAACCCAAGAAGAAGAUAUAGAGGAGUGAGGCAGAGGCCAUGGGGAAAAUGGGCUGCCGAAAUUCGCGACCCUCAGAAGGCCACCAGAGUCUGGCUCGGAACUUUUGACACCGCCGAGGCCGCAGCCCGAGCCUACGACGGUGCAGCCUUGCGAUUCCGUGGCAGCAAAGCCAAGCUCAAUUUCCCUGAAUUCGUCACUGUCCUUCCGCCGUCUUCGCAGCCCAACGCCCAUUGGGCCCCAUCUCCGGUGGCUGCGCAGCCGCUGCAGCCCACUGGUUUCGGGAACUAUCUGCAGUAUUCGUAUUUUCCUCAAAACUCCGGCGAGUUCCCGGAACGGGUGUUUGUGAAUCCACCUUCUGGUGCAUCGAAUUUUGCUUUCCCAUUUUCUGAACAGCAGCGUAGAUUGUUCCGGCCACCGGAAAAUGAGAUGAAUGGCGGGAGUGGGAGCGGCGGGGCAUCUUCAUUUGGGUAUCGUCCACCGGCGGGCGAUGGAUAAUUUGAUUAUUUUUGUGUUUUACCAUUUAGAAAAACAUAAAAUUAGAGGUGUCCGUCCAAUGUAAUGGGAGAAAUUAAGGUUGUUGCCAUUUUUUCAUGUAGAUUUAAUGUUAAACAAUACUUUGAA
Cucurbita moschata (crookneck pumpkin) is the source of this 1086-nucleotide messenger RNA. RefSeq names its product ethylene-responsive transcription factor ABR1-like. Gene Ontology annotation, biological process: regulation of DNA-templated transcription; ethylene-activated signaling pathway. The transcript is spliced from 2 exons. The record is from RefSeq and is a predicted model, not a curated record. Bases 34 to 960 code for a protein of 308 amino acids. Lineage: Eukaryota; Viridiplantae; Streptophyta; Magnoliopsida; Cucurbitales; Cucurbitaceae. Gene Ontology annotation, molecular function: DNA binding; DNA-binding transcription factor activity.